This is a messenger RNA of Salvia splendens (bonfire salvia), 1483 nucleotides long. RefSeq lists its product as uncharacterized. The coding region runs from base 214 to 1146 and encodes 310 amino acids. The record is from RefSeq and is a predicted model, not a curated record. NCBI's taxonomy places the organism in Eukaryota, Viridiplantae, Streptophyta, Magnoliopsida, Lamiales, Lamiaceae. The transcript is spliced from 2 exons.
UCACUAGUCAUAUUCUUAGUCACACACAAAUUUAGAGUUCAUCACUUGUUUAAAAAUAAAAAGGGUUUUAACUUGAAAUACUAAAUUAAUUCUCACCAAAAUCACAGCUACCCCAAAUCUGAAUGACGCGAUUCUAGCAUAUGAUCAAAUCCGCCAUUUCUGUUCGAGUAAUCUGCUUCAACAGCUGCAGCAAAUUCCGUUAGGGUUGUGGAAAUGGCAGCCCUAAUCUACCAGAUCUUCUCAUCGGCGGCGCUGCUGACGCAGGGGCUCUACCACCUCAUCUCCACCACCAGAAACCACCUCAAAUUCCCCGCCGAUUACGUCGCUAAACCCUACCAUCCUCUCCCCUUCAAUUCCCCCUCCGCUUCCCACCACCACCACCACCACUGGUGGCGGCAUCUGCAGCUCUACCUCACCAUCCUCUGCCUCCUCAUCGCAAUCAUCCAUCAGCUCCUCGUCUCCUCCGACUCCGAUCCCCUCGUCAAAGGCCGCACCGCCGUCCACCUCUUCACCUCCCUCCAAUCCGCCGCCUUGCUCUUCGCCUUCCUCCUCCUCGCCGUCGCCCUCCUCCUCUCCGACGCCACGUCUCUCCUCCCUCUCCCGCUGGAUCUCUUCUUCGCCGUCGCCUCCACGCUCUUCUUCCUCCAAUACUCCCUCCUGUCGUCCUCCGCUGCCGUGCAGACCUCCGAUCUCCAGGCCAAAUGCGCCUCCACCUCCGCUCGCAUCUCCGUGCUCUCUUCCGUUUUGUGCCUGGCCCUCGCCUGCCAGCCGAAACUCUACGUGGCGGAUGCCGCCCUGGGCGUUUCCUUCUGCUUGCAGGGGCUAUGGGCGCUGCAGACAGGGCUCUCGCUCUACGUCGACGCCUUCAUCCCGGAGGGCUGCCACAAACUGCUGGAUGUGGUGAGCGGCGUCGAUGGAUCGACCAAGUGCGAUUUGGAUGACUCCAAGCUGAGAGCGGCCUCCAUUCUCGACCUCAUGUUUGUCCUUCACGUCGUUUUGGUGCUUGUUAUCUUCCUGGUAGUCUACAGUGUUAUUGCAAAGACACUGGGCGUCCGUGCCAGGUUUGGAUCGUAUGAAGCAUUGUCAAAUACCUCUGUGGAUGCGAAUCACAUCCAAUUGAAAGCUAUGAGCGGCACCCAGGCGUAGUCAAUUCAGGUUUGGUCAUGAAACAGAUUGGUGAAUUACGAACGAUGCUUUUGGAGGAGCCAAUUUCGUGUAAUGUGUAUGAUUGAGAGAAGCUCUGUUACGGUGUUGUCUCCGAGGAAUUCAUUUUGUGCGUGUAUAGUACAAUUACAUCAUAUUUGUUGAUCAUUUAUGAUGUUACUACUCAUUCUCUGUCCAACAAGAUUUUGAGUAAAUGUACGUUUCUAACCCAUAGUGAAUUCCCAAAAAUAUCACACCCUUCAACAGUGUAUAACUUUUUUGUUUCUGUAUACCUAAUUUUGACUGGAGUGGUACAUGGGAUAUGGAAAAUGUUUGAAUC